This is a messenger RNA of Lodderomyces orthopsilosis Co 90-125, 1752 nucleotides long. RefSeq names its product pepsin-like aspartic protease. Gene Ontology annotation, biological process: proteolysis. The coding region runs from base 1 to 1752 and encodes 583 amino acids. NCBI's taxonomy places the organism in Eukaryota, Fungi, Ascomycota, Pichiomycetes, Serinales, Debaryomycetaceae. The record is from RefSeq and is a predicted model, not a curated record. Gene Ontology annotation, molecular function: aspartic-type endopeptidase activity. The transcript has a single exon.
AUGAGAGUCAUUAAUACAGUUUCAAUUGCCGCUAUUUUAGCUUCGUGGUUACCCUUGGUAACCUCUGUCACAAGGGAUGUUCCUCCGGGUAGUUUUAAAGUCGAAUUCAACAUUAGAAGAGGUUCAGCUAGAGAUAUGUUGUCCCCAAAUGAAGAUUCAAGCCCUAAAUUUGUAAAACGUGAGGAAGAUGGAUCGUUUGAAAUCGAAUUGGUUAAUGAGAAAACAUUUUAUCUAGCUGAUUUAUACAUUGGGUCCAACAAGGACAAAAACGAGGUGCUUGUUGAUACUGGAAGUUCAGAUCUUUGGGUCAUGUCCCAUGAUCUUUUCUGCUACGGAUAUGGUUACCGCAGAAGAAAAAGAGAUGCUAAAAAUGUCGUCAAUGUUGGUACUGGACCCAAGUUUAUUGAAGAGGACGAAGUUGAAGAAAAACCGACCAAGUCUAAGAAUGCCAAUAAAGCUCCAGUGAACAAAGCAGAAGAGAGUGCUUACUACAGCUACACUUACCUCACUGAUUAUCCUGAAGCCAGUGAUUAUCCGGAGCCUUCUUAUGAUCCGUACAGUUAUUACAGCUAUGAUACUUAUUAUGGAGGAUCAAACACUUGUACUUCAUAUGGUACUUUCAACACAGAAAAUUCAGAUUCCUUUGUUCAAAAUGAUACUGAUACGUUUGUGAUUGGCUAUGCUGAUGGUACUUUUGCAAGUGGAAUCUGGGGUCGUGAUACUGUUAGAAUUGGUAACUUGUCGGUAGAAGAUUUAAGUUUUGCUGUCGCUAAUGAGUCAUCCAGUGAUAUUGGUGUCUUGGGAAUUGGAUUACCAGGUUUGGAAGUCACAAAUGAAGAUGGAGGAUACAUGUAUGAGAACUUGCCAUUAAAGAUGAAAACCGAUGGGGUUAUUAAGAAAGCAUUAUAUUCAUUAUAUUUGGACAAAGCUGAUGCCAAGGCUGGUUCUAUUUUAUUUGGUGCUGUUGAUCAUGCCAAGUAUGAGGGAACUUUAGAAACAUUGAAAUUGAGAAAUACUUAUGAAGAAUAUGACUACCCGGUAAAGUUUGAGGUACCAGUUGAUAGAAUUGCAGUUUACAAGAAUGGAAAGACUACCACUGUCUUGUCUUCAACUGAGGGUGUUGUAUUGGAUUCAGGCUCAACCUUGUCUUACUUGCGCUCGGAACAGAUCGAAGAUAUUGCUGAUACCCUCGAUGGAGUUUACUCAUAUGUUGCGGAUGCUUAUACAAUUGAUUGUGAUUAUGAAAAGGACACAUCAACAACUUUGGAUAUCUCCUUUGGAAAUAGCACCAUCAGAGUUCCCGUGGCAGAUUUGGUUAUUGAAUCUACCUCUGGCUCAACAUGCUAUUUAGGAUUAUUCGAACAAUCUUUAAACACCUCGUAUAUUUUGUUUGGUGACAAUGUGUUGAGAAAUGCUUAUGUUGUCUAUGAUUUGGAAGAUAAUGAAGUCCAUAUUAGUCAAGCCUACUACACUGACGAUGAGGAUAUUGAAAUUGUUGAGCAAAAUGUUCCUACCGAAGGAGGACAAAAACCUACUUCGACUGAAGCUGAAUCUUCGAAUGAGACUGAAAGUGGAAACACCAGUGAAAGCACCAGUGAAAGCAGCAAUGAAUCUGAAUCUGAAUCAUCAUCCUCGUCUGACUCUUCAUCUACCGGCUCUAAUGGAAAGAAAAAUAUUGCCUUGUCAAUGUAUUCAGUGUCGUGGAAUUACAUCGUUGGGGGAUUAUUGGCUUCAUUUGUUUUGGUAAUUUAA